CUGUAGGAGUUUCCGCCAGCAUGUGUGCCGACAGAGGGUAGGCCCACUGCUGGCCGCCGAGGAGGGGAGGAAAAGUGUGUUUACACAGACGGCUAGCUGCCUGGGGAAUCGGAGGGGAGAGGAAGUGAGCCGGCUCUGCGUCUGCCUGCUCCAACUUCCUGCUCUGAGAAAGAAAAAGCCCAGGAUCCGAUUUCAGCGCAGCACAACCGUGCAGACCAGGAGUCAGCAUGGAAAAACAGGGGAGCGCACAGGCUUCGACGUAAAAAGUUUCGCGGAGUGAAGAGACCCAGCCCGGAGAUCGCAGGUAUGGACAGCGCCAUCACCCUGUGGCAGUUCCUGCUGCAGCUGCUGCUCGACCAGAGCCACAAGCACCUGAUCUGCUGGACGUCCACCGACGGCGAGUUCAAGCUCCUCAAGUCCGAGGAGGUGGCCAAGCUGUGGGGGCUGCGCAAGAACAAGACCAACAUGAACUACGACAAGCUGAGCAGGGCGCUGCGCUACUACUACGACAAGAACAUCAUCAAAAAGGUGAUCGGCCAGAAGUUCGUCUACAAGUUCGUCUCCUUCCCCGAGAUCCUGAAGAUGGACCCGCAGGCGGUGGAGAUGGGCCUAGCCGCCGGCAGGUUCCCCCUGCAGGACGGCGAGGCCCCCGAGCUGGAGGCUGAGACGGAGGAAGAGGAGGACAGCGAGGAGGAGGCCCAGAGGAGGACCCUGGCGGCCCUGGGGGCGCGGCAGUGCCAACGGGACUACCUCCACUCGGGCCUCUACUCGUCCUUCAGCAUCGGCUCCCUGCAGAGGGGCCUGCGCGAGCGCCAGGAGGAGCCGCGCUCCGUCAUCCGCUUCGGCGCCAACGCCACCGGGAGGAGCUCCCCUCCCGCCGUCAAGUCGGAGUCCUACGGCUCCCCCGGGGCUUCCGGACCCCCGACGCAGUCGCGCUCCCCGUCCUCCCCGCCGGGACGAAGCUGGAGCCCCUCCGUCAAGAAGGAGGACGAGGAGGAGGACUCGGACCAGAGCGCUCAGCCCCUCAACCUCUCCUCGGGGCACAGGGAGCGAGCCCUGCAGCCUCCUGAGAAGAGGAGCAGCAGUGGGAGGAGCGGCGGCGAGCGAGGAGAUGGACUCCCACCCAAAAGCAAAAAGCCCAAGGCCCUGGAGAUCUCCAGCCCGUCCCUGCUCCUGGCGGGGAGCGACAUCGGCUCCAUCGCCCUCAACAGCCCGGCGCUGCCGUCCGGCUCCCUCACUCCCGCCUUCUUCACGGCACAGGUGAGGCGCCCGGCCACAGACAGCCGCGUUAGGAGGGGCCCACCAGGAAGCUCGACUCCGUCGGGUCUGCUGCUGGCUCACAGUCCGCUGCUGUCGGGGAUCCACUUCUGGAGCAGCCUGAGCCCCGUCGCCCCUCUGAGCCCCGCCCGGCUGCAGGGCCACGGCUCCCUCUUCCAGUUCCCCAGCCUAAUCAACGGACACAUGCCUGUCCCCCUCCCAAGCCUGGAAGGAACACCCUCCUCCCUGCUCCUGUCCCCCGCCUCCCACAAGUCCUGAUCCAGGGGUCUUUCUGGUGGAAAAGCCUCCCGGCAUCAUCCGGCGCUUCAGGUUUCCCCCCCCCCCCGUCGCCAAUCGUCUGCAGGUUUCAUGUUCAAAUUCUGCUUCAACAAAAAGAAAAAAAAAAAAGUAGAGAGAGACUUGACCUCACACCGUUUUGCACUCGAGUUGCUGCAGAUUCUAGUUGUUUGAAAGCACUUGUGUAAAAGCCAUACAGUCUGAGAGACGUCCGCGGUAAAGGAACAGCACAUUCUGGACAUGGACAGGCUCAUUCUCUGCAGAAAUUAGUGUUUUGUUUUUUGUAAUCUUGUACAAAAGCUUCUUUAUUUUUUUUCCCUCUCUUUACAAAGUGAAACUUCUGGUUUCACUCAUGUGGUAAUGUAACGUAUGCACUAUGCUUUCCAGAUAGUACCAGCUGUGCCUUAUUGUUGUUUUUUUUUUUUGCUUUAUCUUUUUAAUGAAGACGAGAUUUCUAAUCAAUAAAACCCUUUUUGUAACAGUCAUGUACUUUUUUUAUACUGGACUUGGCAUACAGUUAUGCAUUCUGUAUAUGUUUUGUAUUGUAAAAAAAAAAAAGUCAUUUCCAAUAAAUGAGGCAUUGAAUGCA
Molecule: messenger RNA, 2143 nt
Organism: Fundulus heteroclitus (mummichog)
Lineage: Eukaryota; Metazoa; Chordata; Actinopteri; Cyprinodontiformes; Fundulidae
Product: ETS transcription factor ELK3
Exons: 5
Coding region: 307-1536 (409 amino acids)
Biological process (GO): regulation of transcription by RNA polymerase II; cell differentiation
Cellular component (GO): nucleus
Molecular function (GO): sequence-specific DNA binding; DNA-binding transcription factor activity, RNA polymerase II-specific
Source: RefSeq, a predicted model, not a curated record